Molecule: messenger RNA, 1114 nt
Organism: Sinocyclocheilus rhinocerous
Lineage: Eukaryota; Metazoa; Chordata; Actinopteri; Cypriniformes; Cyprinidae
Product: origin recognition complex subunit 6-like
Exons: 7
Coding region: 16-921 (301 amino acids)
Biological process (GO): DNA replication; DNA replication initiation
Cellular component (GO): nuclear origin of replication recognition complex
Molecular function (GO): DNA binding
Source: RefSeq, a predicted model, not a curated record
UUUCUUGAUCCACCAAUGGCAGGUCCGAACGUUUAUUUGGGGUGUGACACGUGUUCGUUUUCGCGCGAAACCAGUCUGUCUGUGUGCUUAGUCUGCAGGGGAUUCCAUUGUGUUGUGGUUACAGAGAAGAUCCGAGCAUCUUUACAAAUGGAUAAAGAGUUAUUUCGUAAGCUUGCUUCGAAGAUUGGGAUAACAGCUGUUAAAGUAUUGAGUCAAGCCGAGGAAUACAUGCGAUUAUCCCAAGUGAAAUGUGUUGGACUGGGUUCUGUUACAGCCACCAGCAAGGCCAUUAUUUGCCUUGAGUUGGCAGCGAUUUCCAUGAAAUUUCCUCUAGACAAGGAGUAUGCCAUCAAACUGUCUGGACUAAGUCCUAAGGUUUACUCCAGUAAUCUGAAGGCUAUGGAGUGCAUGCUGGGCCUGCAGUCAAACCUGGGUCUCAGAGAUCUUGCAGUGCAGUUUGGGUGUUUGGAAGCGGUUAAAGUGGCCUCUCAGAUCCUUCAGAGGUAUGAGACCAGUUUGCCCGCUGCUCAGCAACAAGACCUUGACCUGUCAAAGCCUCUCUUUACCACAGCAGCUCUAUAUGCAGCAUGCAAGUGCAUAAAAAUCAGAACUGACAGGAAAUUAGCCUCUUCAUCUGGAGCAAAGAAGGGCAUCUUUGACCGGCUGUGCGCACAGUUUCAGAAAUUCGGACAGGAGAUCUGCAAUGAGGCUUCAUCUAUGGAGAAACCAGUCAAAACUGUUCAAAAGAGGCAGAAGACAAUCACUGGAAUGCUAGAAACAGAAGAAGAUGAUGAAAAGCUUUCAACAUCCCCUAAGCGAGAGCGGGUUGAGAAAACCGAGGAAGAAGAGACACAAAAUUAUGAAGAGUGGAAAAGAAAAAUUCUUGAAAAUGCAUUAAAACCAAAGGCAGUAGAUUCUUGAACUCUGUAAGGUUUUGUUUCAGAUUUAUUUAAUUAUGGUUCUGCAUAAUGCCAAAAGGACCUUACUUUGAUUUGAAUUUAAUACUCUAUUACCAAGAGAAGUUGUCUGCCCCCUUCUGGCUCCGUGUGUAAAUUUGUUCCAUUUACAUAUGGACAUUUCCAGAGGAAUUGAGGCACUUUUUAUUAUCCUUUGU